AUGUCUGACACUCCGGGGAAGCCUUUCUUUACGGUGCCUGCUCCGGUGAAGCGCCUCUUCGACAAGUUCCCAUUGACCACCUAUCCCGCAAACGAGAUCCCUCAGCGCUGUCAGUUCAAUGGCGCCAAUCAACUAUUUGUCUUUACCGAUGCGCGUGGAGCUCGACAGGGCCGACCCUCGUUCAAUCCCCAAUGUCUGAAGUGGCAGGCAUACCUGAAAUUCGUCGGAAUCGACUUCGAGGUCACCUCUUCCAACAACCACGCAUCCCCCACAGGCGCUCUGCCCUUCCUCAUUCCCUCACUCCCUACAGACGUCUCAAACCCGAUUCCUUCGCACAGACUCCAGAAGUGGGCCAUUGAACAGGUUCACUGCGAGGAGGAACAACAACUGAACCUGCGCUUCGAGGUGUAUGCCUCGCUUUUGGACCACCGGAUACGCAAUGCUUGGCUAUACAUGCUCUACCUCGACAGCGAGAACUUCGACGCCGUUGCGCGCCGACUUUACGUGGACCCCGCAACCUCCAAUCUGCUGGUGCGGGCUACGCUCAGCCACCAACUCCAGCAAGCCGCUCGCGAUGAACUCCUGAAGACCUCCCGGUAUAUUGACGCCGCCGAUUUGGAAGGCGACGCAAGUGGUGCCUUCGAGGCGCUAUCAACACUGCUCGGCGAAGAUGAGCAUUUCUUUGGUCGACCAAACCCUGGUCUUUUUGAUGCCAGUGUCUUCGCAUACACACAAUUGAUCUUGGACGACACCAUGGGCUGGAAGCGAAACCGACUGGGACAAUUGCUCCGAGAGCAUCCCAACCUUGUACAACACCGUGACAGACUACUGAAAUUCUUCUGA
This is a messenger RNA of Penicillium olsonii, 843 nucleotides long. NCBI's taxonomy places the organism in Eukaryota, Fungi, Ascomycota, Eurotiomycetes, Eurotiales, Aspergillaceae. The record is from the annotation of a GenBank genome assembly.